Molecule: messenger RNA, 1143 nt
Organism: Enterobius vermicularis (human pinworm)
Lineage: Eukaryota; Metazoa; Nematoda; Chromadorea; Rhabditida; Oxyuridae
Source: the annotation of a GenBank genome assembly
CAGCUACUCUCAAACUCGUAACGAAUUCAUCAUGAAUAAUUCUACGACAACCACAACUAUGGCACCUGUACCUCCCCCAAAUCCAAUGCAUGAUGCACUAAAAGCAGUCCUGAUUCUUACUUUGUUUUUUAUCUCUUUCCUCGCUAGCAUUCUUCCGUUUUUAAUACGGAAAUGGGCCAGCGACGGUAGCACCAGGCACAUUCGAGUUUUUUCGCUUCUUUCAGUCCUUGGUGGGGGAGUGUUUUUGAGUACUUGCUUAUUAGACCUGUUACCGGAUGCAAUUAAAAAUGUCCGUCAAGCCCAAGUUCAUGGAUACUUUAAUACAGUUUUGCCAUUGUCGGAACUUAUUGUGGCGCUUGGGUUUCUUUUCGUCCUCGCAGUCGAACAGUUCUGUAUUGGUGAUUCGCUGAAUCUUUCUCCGUGUUCCGUAGCACUAUUUUUGAAAGAACAGGAAUGGAUUGGAGACGAAACAAUAGACCGAUUAAUAUCACAUGAAGAAGUUUUAGCUGAUCCUAGAGACCUUCGAGCACACGCACACACUUAUGGGCACGGCAAGCUGGCUAAUUGUUUUACAAAAUCACACAAGGAACUCUUGCAGUCAUUUGCUGUAAAAGUCACUUUAGAUGAUUCUACCGAUGAAAUUGAUCCGCAUUUUGAUCCGUCGUCUCAUUCAACAAUGCGUGCAGCUUUAUUAGUGAUGGCUUUAUCGUUACAUGCUGUAUUUGAAGGUCUUUCUUUAGGUAUUAUGCAAGACGUCAAUGUUAUCCUACAGGUUUUUUUUGCUCUUCUGCUUCACAAAUCAAUAAUUGGUUUUUCAUUGGGUUUGCGUCUUGUUCAGUCUAAAAUGCGUGUCUUUACUGUAAUAAUAUGUUGCCUGAUUUUCACAUCUCAAGUUAUCAUUGGGGGGUUCGGUGGUAUUGCUGUACUCGAUUUAAUUAGUGCCGGGUCGCCGUCAAAAGCAGUGAUGAUUACUGGAUGUGCUCAGGCUUUCGCUUGUGGAACGUUUUUGUAUAUAACUUGCUUUGAAAUCCUCCCACAUGAGCUUGGUCAACCAGGUUUACGGCUGUUAAAACUUGUAUUCUUAGCUGUCGGUUUCUCCAUCAUCGCUGUGAUGUUGGAGAUUUUCCCUGACCAGGACUAAUC